Molecule: messenger RNA, 1705 nt
Organism: Zophobas morio
Lineage: Eukaryota; Metazoa; Arthropoda; Insecta; Coleoptera; Tenebrionidae
Gene: Rab14
Product: ras-related protein Rab-14
Exons: 4
Coding region: 199-846 (215 amino acids)
Biological process (GO): phagosome maturation; Golgi to endosome transport; endocytic recycling
Cellular component (GO): recycling endosome; phagocytic vesicle; Golgi apparatus
Molecular function (GO): GTPase activity; GTP binding
Source: RefSeq, a predicted model, not a curated record
CCACGUCUGCCUAAAACAUGGCCGCCGCGUUUUCGUAAUUUUGACAUCGUGACGGGUCAAGUAAUUUCAAAUAAUUUUCUAUUUUCUUGAAAUAAUUUGUUAUAAUUUCUUAGCAAUCUCAGCCAAGCCAGGUAAUUUGCGAAAAAAGUGAAAUAGUAAAGUGACACCCCUUCAAAAACCGUCCUUUCAAGCCAAAAAAUGUCAGCUGGACCUUACAACUACUCCUACAUUUUCAAGUACAUAAUAAUCGGAGACAUGGGGGUGGGCAAGUCCUGCCUCCUCCACCAGUUCACCGAGAAGAAGUUCAUGGCCGAUUGCCCCCACACGAUCGGAGUGGAGUUCGGCACUCGCAUCAUCGAAGUGUCCGGCCAGAAAAUCAAACUGCAGAUCUGGGACACCGCGGGGCAGGAGCGGUUUAGGGCGGUAACGCGGUCGUACUAUCGGGGGGCUGCCGGGGCGCUCAUGGUCUACGACAUCACGCGCCGGUCCACCUACAACCACCUGAGCAGCUGGCUGACAGACACGAGGAAUCUGACUAAUCCUAGUACGGUUAUUUUCCUUAUCGGGAAUAAGUGUGAUUUAGAGGGACAGAGGGAUGUUACUUAUGAGGAGGCUAGCAAGUUUGCGGAAGAGAACGGGCUGAUGUUUGUGGAGGCCAGCGCUAAAACAGGCGACAACGUCGAAGAAGCAUUCCUUGAAACGGCCAAGAAAAUCUACCAAAGCAUCCAGGAUGGUCGGCUCGACUUGAACGCAGCGGAAUCCGGUGUACAACACAAGCCUUCACAACCGGGUCGUAACAAUCUCAGCAACGACCAACAAGCGAAUAAAGAUAAUUGCGCCUGCUAGUUAUUUUACCCCGGUCGGGUACAAUUUUCAAAAGAUUUUUUCAACCUUUUAGGAAUAAUUUUAUUUUUAAUACUUUUGUGAAGUCUCACAUACUAUAGUCCGAAAUAAUUUAUUAUUCUUAAAAUAAUAAUUAUCGCGAUUAUUUAAGUUAAAGUAAAGCACAUAUUAAAAGGAUAUGAAAAUGAACGUUUGUAUCAAGUGGAUGUAGCUUUAGUAUUUUUCUUUGUCUUUUUUUUUAUGACACAUCAACACUGGUUUUGUUAUGUAACGGUAAGAAUAAGAAGCGAAAUAUUGCGGGAAUUAGUCACUUAGUCAGGCACGGUUAUGUAAUAAAGAUAUACGACAGAAAUGUUGUUAAACUGUAGAUUAAAAAAUUAAAGAUGUAUUUCUAAGCAGUGUUGUCAUCUUUAUGGACGAAGAAGUUCUAAUAAAAAGUUGGAUUCCGCUCCCUAGUAUGUAUACAGCGUAGAUCUUUGUGUUUAUGAUAAUAGCAAAUAAUUUUGUUUUUUUUUUUUUAUAUACUCUCUGUGGGGGGAAAAAGAUCGAGUUACGGCGUAACUUUAUUUUUUCAACAAUAUUGAAAAUGUUUGCUUCUUCUCACUAUUUUAAAGAUGAUGAUUCCAAAUUGUUGCAACGUUAUUUUUUAGUGAUGUAUCUUUGUAUGUGAUGUAUUUAUUAAUGAAACAUAUAUAUAUAAAAAAUAAUAUAGAUAUAAGUUGAUGCAUUUUGUAUUAUUUUAAUGUUAUGUAUUAAUAAUACAAUUUUCUCUUAUGUUUUAUGUGAUUUGUUACGGAAAUUGCGUCCCCAAGUAACUUUUGUUAUCUGAUUUUUUUAAAUACAUGCUACAAGUUGGAUUUUA